Molecule: messenger RNA, 1697 nt
Organism: Gilbertella persicaria
Lineage: Eukaryota; Fungi; Mucoromycota; Mucoromycetes; Mucorales; Choanephoraceae
Product: peptidase M18
Exons: 11
Coding region: 255-1673 (472 amino acids)
Biological process (GO): proteolysis
Cellular component (GO): fungal-type vacuole
Molecular function (GO): zinc ion binding; aminopeptidase activity
Source: RefSeq, a predicted model, not a curated record
AAACAAACAAAACAAAAACAGUUCAAAAGAGUUAAAAGACACGUAUUGAUUGAAUAGAAUACCUAAGCUCUACACAUACUAAAACUACUUGACAUCUUUGAUUGAGUUAUCUAAAUCAAGUCAUAUUAGAUAAAGUACAGAAUCAAAGGUUUCUAGUGAGCAACUGUAUUUAAAUACAUUUUGCCAUUUACAGAAAUAAUUCCCAAAACAAGGGAAAACAUAUAUUUCUUUCUUUCUUCUUCAUUGCAAUCCUAAUGACUCAAAAGUUUAAUCCUACUAUUCCACAAGAAGCCCUUGACUUUGUCGAGUUUGUCAAUAACUCUCCUUCUCCUUUUCAUGCUACUUUUGAAUCUGCAAAGAUGUUAAAGGCUGCUGGAUUUCUAGAGAUUAAGGAACGCGACAGUUGGAAUGACGGCUUGAUUAAGCGUCAAGGUAAAUACUUUUUUACCCGUAAUGGCUCUGCUAUUGUCGCUUUUGAAGUGGGUGGAAAGUAUCAUCCUGGCCAUGGUUUCUCCAUUGUUGGCGCCCAUACAGACUCACCUUGUCUCAAGGUCAAACCUAUUUCGAAAAAGGAAAAGUCAGGCUACCUUGAAGUGGGUGUUCAACUCUAUGGUGGUGGUAUUUGGCAUACUUGGUUUGAUAGAGAUUUGAGUGUUGCUGGCCGUGUGCUUGUUGAACAUGAAAAUGGUACUUUUCAUCAUACUUUAGUCAAGGUUGAUAGACCCAUUUUACGUAUUCCAACACUGGCUAUUCAUUUGGACCGUACUACAAAUGACAGUUUUGCCUUCAAUAAGGAAACACAAUUAGCUCCUAUUCUUGCUACUACCGCAAAAGCUCAAUUAUCAGGUAUUCAAGCCAUGGAAGGUGUUGAAGCACAAGCUCAUCAUCAUCCUUUAUUGAUUCAAAUCUUGGCUGAUGAAAUGGGUAUUCAACCCAAUCAAAUUCGUGAUUUCGAACUCGCUGUAUACGAUACUCAGAAAUCCACGAUUGGUGGUGCAUGCAAUGAAUUCAUUUUCUCACCUCGUCUUGAUAACCUUGGCAUGUCUUAUUGUGCUAUCAAGGCUUUGUGUGAAGCCAAGGAUCUUGAGAAUGACACCAACAUUCGUGUGGCUGCACUUUUUGAUAAUGAAGAAGUUGGAUCCUUGACAGCUCAUGGUGCUGACUCUAACUUGUUGCCUGCUACCUUGUUGCGUUUGGCCAAUACACAUGUGGUAGAUGCUGCUCAUGUCUCUGCCACUGCUUUUGAAGAAGCGAUUCAUAAGAGUAUCUUGGUCAGUGCUGACAUGGCUCAUGCUGUGAAUCCCAAUUAUUCUGAAAAGCAUGAAGAAAACCAUCGUCCUGAAAUGCAUAAGGGUACUGUUAUCAAGAUCAAUGCUAAUCAACGUUAUGCUACUACUGCUGUCACUAGCUUGGUUUUGAAAGAAUUAGCUAAAAAGCAUCAAAUUCCAAUUCAGGAAUUUGUCGUACGCAAUGAUUCACCUUGUGGCUCAACUAUUGGUCCUAUGUUAAGUGCAAAACUUGGUCUUCGUACUGUUGAUAUUGGUAAUCCUCAAUUGAGUAUGCAUUCUAUUCGUGAAACUGGUGGUACUGAUGAUGUGAAGCAUGGUAUUGACCUUUUGAAGGUAUUUUAUGAGGAAUUUGCUGCAUUAGAACAAAAGUUCAUUGUUGAUUAAAAAUAUAUAUAUAUAUAUAUAUAU